AACUGGAGAAGAGAAGGUGCUGGGUGUCACUUGAGUACAGAUGACAACAUAAUGGCUGCAGAUACUUUAUGGGUACAACAGUUCUUAUAUAUUCUGCUCGUGGCACAAGCAUUGGGAGAUCCUACGGAGAACCCAGACAUCUCGCAUCAUGGUUGUACAGAAGGCAGCUGUUACCCUGCCACAGGAAACCUUCUGAUUGGUCGAGAUCAGAGCCUCAGCAGUACAUCCACCUGCGGUCUGCAGGGGCGCCAGGAAUACUGCAUCGUCAGCCAUCUGCAGGACUCAGAGAAAUGCUUUUUCUGUGAUUCUCGAUCUCUCGACCAGAAGGAGAGUCAUGAAAUUGAAAACGUCAUUUACUUGACAGGGCCGGAUGAGGAGAAGACUUGGUGGCAGUCUGAGAAUGGUGUGGAAUCCGUAAGCAUCAGACUUGACCUGGAAGCGGAGUUUCACUUUACACACCUCAUCAUGAAAUUUAAGACGUUCCGGCCGGCUGCCAUGCUAAUUGAGAGAUCUGCAGAUUUUGGACACACAUGGAAGGUGUACAGAUAUUUCUCAUACAACUGUACCAAGAUGUUCCCUGGUAUACCUAUACAAUCUCUCCAAAGGAUCGAUGAUGUCAUCUGUGACCAGCGAUACUCAGAUAUCGAGCCAUCCAGCGAAGGAGAGGUGAUAUUUAAGGUUCUUGACCCAUCAAUCAAAGUGGAAGACCCUUACAGUUUGGAGAUACAAGAGCUUCUUCAGAUUACAAACUUGAGGAUAAACUUUACAAAGCUGCACACAUUGGGAGACAACCUGUUGGACCAGAGACCGGAAGUGUUACAGAAAUAUUAUUACUCCUUGUACGAGCUGGUUGUCCGUGGAAGCUGCUUCUGCUAUGGACAUGCAUCAGAGUGCUCCCCUGUGGAGGGUGUGCAAGGAGGGGUGGAGGGGAUGAUUCAUGGAAGGUGUGUGUGCAAGCAUCAUACCAAGGGCCUAAACUGUGAGCGCUGCCAGGAUUUUUACCAUGACCUCCCGUGGAUGCCGGCAGAGGCCAACGACCCUCACUCCUGCAAACAGUGUAACUGUAAUGGUCACUCCAGGAAGUGCCAUUUUGACAUGGCAGUGUACCUGGCCACCGGCAGGGUGAGCGGUGGGGUUUGUGAAGACUGUCAGCACAACACGAUGGGCCGCAACUGUGAGCUGUGCAAACCAUUCUACUACCAGAACCCGAGGGCCGACAUAAGGGCAGAGAAUGCCUGUAUCCCCUGUGACUGUGACCCAGUUGGCUCCUUGGACGGCGGUGUCUGUGACAGCCACACAAACGUCAACCUGGGCAUGAUUGCAGGGCAAUGUCGCUGUAAGGAGAACGUGAAGGGUGAACGAUGUGACAGCUGCAAGGACAGCUUCUAUGGGCUGAGCCGUAACGAUCCUGCCGGCUGCCAACCGUGCAGAUGUGACCCGCGUGGAAUUGUAGCAGGAAACACCCCCUGUGAUCAGAUUAGUGGUGACUGUUACUGUAAACGUUUUGUGACGGGACGUUACUGUAACCAGUGUCUGCCUGAGUUUUGGGGUCUUAGUAACGAUGUCACAGGAUGCCGUCCUUGUGACUGUGAUUUUGGUGGUGCUUACAACAAUAGGUGUUCUGUAGGGGAUGGGCAGUGUGACUGUCGCCCUAAUGUCAUCAGUCGCCAGUGUAAUGAUGUGCAGCCCGGCUACUUCUGCAUGCCACUGGACUAUUAUACGUAUGAAGCAGAGAAUGCCAGGGGACUAGCUCCAACAGAUCCACAGUUACCGGGCUCGCCUAAACCCGAGGCCCAGACAGACUGCUUGGAGUAUUACAAUGGGAUACAGAAUGGGAAGAAGGUGAGGCUACGGCGUCAUCGUAGGACCAUCCGUGUGCUGCAGAGACGAGCGUCCCAAACCCGCAGCCGCCAGUUACAGCAGAAGCCUGAUGUAGAGAUUAUCCGGCGGGAGCACACAACGGACCACAUGAUUACCUGGACAGGCCCUGGGUUUGCUCGUGUCAGGGAUGGAGCUGGACUGCUGUUCCAUAUCAAUAAUAUUCCAUAUCCCAUGGACUAUGAAAUCAUGAUCCGAUAUGAGCCAGAGUCUGCAGAGGACUGGGAAGCCAUUGUCAGUGUGACGUCACAGAUGUUACCUACAAGUCCUCGCUGCGGCAACGUCCUGCCCUCAGAGCAGAUGUACAGGGAGAAACUUCCGCACACUGAGAGGUAUCUGGCGCUCCCAAGCCCCUUCUGCUUUGAGCCAAAUAACCAGUAUGAGAUCAGCAUUCGGUUCCAGCGCUGGGGUGUCUCCAACCGUCACCCAGGCGCUUUUAUACUCAUUGACUCGCUGGUCCUUUUACCAAAGAUCUCUGAGUUGCCGGGUUUCAGUGGAAAUGACCCUGUGUCAGUGCAUCAUCGGGAGGAGAUGGAGCGAUAUAUGUGCCUGGACUCAUUUAAGAUGGCUACCAUGCCGGAUCUAGCGGAAAUGUGCAUCAAGCUGGUGUGCAGCAUCUCUGCCAUCAUCCACGAUGGAGUGUUGCCUUGCCUCUGUGACCUUCAGGGCUCCCUCAGUGCUGUGUGUGACAAGGUCGGAGGUCAGUGCAGGUGCAAACCCAACGUGAUUGGGCAACGUUGUGAUCAGUGCGCCCCUGGGACCUUUGGAUUUGGCCCUUAUGGAUGCAGCAAAUGUGACUGUCACCCCCAGGGAUCCACCUCCAGAUUCUGCAGCCCCGCCACUGGGCAGUGCCAGUGUCAGAGCAAUGUGGCUGGGAGACAGUGUGACCAGUGCUUGCCUGGCCAGUGGGGCUUUCCAAACUGCAGGCCAUGUCAGUGCAAUGGCCACUCUGAAGAGUGUGAUUCCAAAACCGGUACUUGCAUCGCCUGUCGGGAUUUUACCACUGGGCGCCACUGUGACAAGUGCUUGGAUGGAUAUUAUGGAGACCCUGUUCUGGGCUCUGGUCAGCAGUGUCGCCCUUGUCCAUGUCCUGGGUUUCCCGGCAGUCGAAAUUACCACGGCAGUUCUUGCUACGCUGAUAGGGAGUCCAAUCACAUUGUGUGUCUGUGCGCACCUGGUUAUACCGGUUCACGCUGUGACCACUGUUCUCCUGGAUACUUUGGAAACCCAGAUCAGGAUGGCGGAGAGUGUCGCCCAUGCCAAUGUAACAACAACAUUGAUCCAACAGACCCAGAGUCGUGUGACUCUCGCACUGGUUCAUGUCUGAAAUGUCUCUACAACACAGAUGGACCCAACUGCGGAGACUGCAAGGCCGGGUACUAUGGCAGUGCAGUGCAGCGAACAUGCCGCAGAUGCACAUGUAAUGAGCAAGGUACCUUCCCCUCACACUGCACAAGAGAUAUCUGUUACUGUGACCGGGUGACUGGGCACUGCCCCUGCAGAGCCAAUGUAGUGGGCAAGAGCUGCGACCAAUGUGCACCCAACUUCUGGAACUUUGGUUCACAGAUGGGUUGUGAAGCUUGUGCCUGCGUUCCCACACAUUCCCUCCGUCAGGACUGCAACAUGUUCACUGGUGCCUGUUACUGCCGACCUGGGUUUGGUGGGAGAGUCUGCUCCCACUGCCAAGAAAAUUACUGGGGCGACCCACAGCAGAAGUGUGAAGCAUGUAACUGUGAUGUAUACGGCUCAGAGAUCCAACAAUGUGAUCAUCUUACUGGAAAAUGCCUUUGUCGCAAGGGAUUCACCGGUGGGCGCUGUGACCAGUGUGACAGGGGAUUCAAGGACAAUUUCCCCAGAUGUUCUGCCUGCCACCAAUGUUUUGGUCAGUGGGACCUCAUUAUCUCUCAGCUCCGAAAGCAGCUCCAGGUGAUACAGAAGAAGAUGUUAGAUCUGCAGGAAGGUGGGGAAGCCCCAGAGAUCAGCAUCAGCCAAAUCAAGGAGCUGGAGAACAAGCUGAGGAGCAUUAAGCAGCUUAUUGGUGAUGGAGCUAUUGAGGGGACACACAUGCUGGAGCAGAUGAACAAACUGGUGAACAAAAUAAGGACUGAGGUGGCUCAACUCUCAUAUCAACUCCACUCUCAAGAAAAAAGAAUGAACGAGACAGCUGGAAAAGACAGGAAACAGAAAGAAAAACUGGACAGACUAACUUUAGACAUCCUCCGCGUGAAUGAGACAAUGUCCUUAUUGAAAAUUCAGAUAGAGACCAUAGCGGCUGCCGGCAUCAACGAGUCGUACAUCAGCAUCCUACGCUAUUACCUACAGUCCACAGCAGCAGAGACGCUCACAAACAGCUCGGUGUCAGGACCGGAGAGCCCUGUGUUCCAAUCCGAACAAACACGGCUAGAAACAGAGAGACUCCUAAAGGAAAAGCUGGACACCUACAAAAGGAAUGUCUCCGCUCACAGGAGCUCUCUCAAAGAGCUGCAAAAGAAAGUGCAAGAGCUUAAUGUAAUCAACAUCAAUGAGAAGAUCUGUGGGGCACCUGGAGACCAACCAUGUGACCUGGCACCAUGUGGAGGUGUCAACUGCCGCGAUAGUGAGGGUAGAAUAAGGUGUGGAGGAGAUAAUUGUAACGGUGCUGUUCCCGUCUCAACCAAGGCCCUCAAAGAUGCUCAGAACAUCACAUUGGAACUAGAGAACACUGCAAACCAGCUCAGUGAUAUAUCUCAGAAGAUUAAAGAAAUUCAAGACAUAGCGCAGGAAGCCAAAGGUCAAAGUGACAACACGCUAAGCAAAGCUAUAGAUGCAAAGCGUCGCAUUGAAGAUUCCACAAAGAAGCUGAGAGAAUUUAUCAAGAAAAUUAAAGAUUUCCUGACUGAGGAAGGAGCUGACCCAGAAAGCAUUGAGCUGGUAGCCCGACAGGUUCUGAACAUCUCAUUGCCAGCCAGUUCUAAUGACAUUGCCACACUCCUGAGCAAGAUCAGAGAAAGCAUUGGGAACCUCAGCGGAGUAGACAUGAUUCUGAACAACACGUCUGAGAGUCUGGAAACCGCAAAGAGCCUUCUAGACCAGGCAACAGCUGCUAAGGCACAAGCGGAAGCUGUCAGCGGAAAUAUCACAAACACACGGAACUUACUCACUGUCGCCGAAGAAAAAGCAAAUGCUGCAGAGAAAGCCAUAAAAAAAGCAAAACAAAACAUUAAGGGAUUAAAAACAAAUCUGGAAAAGGCCAUGAAUGACAUGAACGACAUUGAGGGUAAAGAGAUACUGAUUAUGGGGCGAUUGGAAAACCUAACUGGGCAAGUUGAAAAUGUAACUAUGAAAGUGGACAAAAACAUGGAGAUGGCCAACGAGGCAAAGACAAAGGCCAACGCUGUUCUGUCUGAAGCGGAGGCACUGGACAAGGACAUGGGCGAUGUUAAAAAGAAGUACGCAGAGCUGCAGGAAAAGGUUGGCAAUGUGAAUAGCUCUGCUGGGUCAGCUAUAGACAGAGUGAAGAAGAUAAAGGAAGACGCUCAAGGUCUAUUGCAGAAAGCAACCAGCGCCAAGGAAAAGCUUGAUGGUCUUCAAAAAAAGUUUGAUGACAAUGAGAAAGAAAUGAAAGAGAAGAUAGAGACGCUCCAGAACUUGGAAAAACAAACCACAGAUUUACUUGGCGAAAUCCGAAAUCAAUCUGUUAUAUAUUCCACCUGCUAGUCCUUGUCCAGUUGUCUAACAAGACGAGUGUUUAUAUGACCCUGCAAUUGUAUUCACUGAUCAUUCUUGUUAAUGAACCUUCUGCUGCUGCCAAAUGACACAAACCUUAUUAAAUUGGAGUCAAAUUUA
Messenger RNA from Bombina bombina (fire-bellied toad), 5703 nucleotides. Its product is annotated as laminin subunit beta-4. Gene Ontology annotation, molecular function: extracellular matrix structural constituent. Gene Ontology annotation, biological process: cell migration; basement membrane assembly; substrate adhesion-dependent cell spreading. Lineage: Eukaryota; Metazoa; Chordata; Amphibia; Anura; Bombinatoridae. The coding region runs from base 52 to 5574 and encodes 1840 amino acids. The record is from RefSeq and is a predicted model, not a curated record. The transcript is spliced from 34 exons. Gene Ontology annotation, cellular component: laminin trimer.